UCUCACCAAAAACACUAUCACAACCUGCGACAAAAUUUUAAGAAUUUAGUAUUUAUUUGACUUGUUGCAAUUAAAGACGUGAUUUUCUUAAAAAAAAUUUUUUUUUGAAAUAAAUUAAUUUUUUUAUACGAACUUAUUCACAAUAAUGAAUAAAAUUGGUAAAAUUGGUUUCUUGGGUGGUGGCAAAAUAGCUCAGGCUAUGGCAAAUGGUUUUAUAUCGGCCGGUUUAACUAAACCAGAAUCAAUUAUGGCUAGUGUUCAUCCCUCUGAUUCUAUAUCACUGCAAUCAUUUCAGAAACUUGGCGUUGAGACUUUAACAAAAAAUGACCCGGUCAUUGAAAAAUCAAAUAUUAUUUUCAUUUCUGUUAAACCUCAAGUUGUACCACAAGUUUUAGCCGAAGUUAAAUCAAAAAGUAAUGAAAAGCUAUUUAUCUCUGUAGCCAUGGGUGUUACCAUCAAAACAUUGGAACAGAACCUCUCUCCCACCUCACGUGUGAUACGUGUAAUGCCCAAUACACCAGCUCUAGUACAAUCGGGUUGUUCAGUAUUUGUACGUGGUUCAAAGGCCACCGAUGAAGAUGCAAAAAAUACUCAAAAACUAUUGGAAGCCAUUGGUACAUGUGAAGAAGUCGAUGAAUAUCUAUUGGAUCCCAUAACAGCUCUAAGUGGUAGUGGACCGGCCUACGUAUUUGUAAUGAUUGAAGCGUUAGCUGAUGGUGCAGUACGUAUGGGUAUACCACGUGAUAUGGCCUAUCGUUUAGCCUCUCAAACUGUUAUGGGUUCAGGACAUUUGGUGAGAGACUCCAAAGAACAUCCUGGUUUGCUGAAAGAUAACGUAACAAGUCCGGCGGGUUCAACAGCAGCUGCUUUAAAACAUUUAGAAGAAGCUGGCUUCAGGGCAGCAGUUGCUGGUGCAGUGGAGGCAGCUACACUAAGAUGCCGUGAAAUGUCCAAAGAAUAAUAGCGAUAAAAAGUCGAUUAAGUUUAGGAAAAUUUAAUUUAUUUUUAUAAUAAAAAUAAAACUCAUUAUUACUAUAUAAGAAAAAUCUA
Molecule: messenger RNA, 1050 nt
Organism: Lucilia cuprina (Australian sheep blowfly)
Lineage: Eukaryota; Metazoa; Arthropoda; Insecta; Diptera; Calliphoridae
Gene: P5cr-2
Product: pyrroline-5-carboxylate reductase 1, mitochondrial
Exons: 4
Coding region: 146-961 (271 amino acids)
Biological process (GO): L-proline biosynthetic process
Molecular function (GO): pyrroline-5-carboxylate reductase activity
Source: RefSeq, a predicted model, not a curated record